Nothobranchius furzeri (turquoise killifish) is the source of this 6898-nucleotide messenger RNA. NCBI's taxonomy places the organism in Eukaryota, Metazoa, Chordata, Actinopteri, Cyprinodontiformes, Nothobranchiidae. The record is from RefSeq and is a predicted model, not a curated record.
UCGCAUCGGUUCCCCGGCUGUGGCAUCACCGCGCGGGGAGGGGCUCCGCUCCCUACUGUAAUACCGACCGCUUUACGGUGGGACGGAAGCCACGGAGCGGAGGGAGGAUGCCCGUUAUUUCCGUUCUUUUCUUCAUUUGACUCAAUUUCAGCGAACUUCCAGCUUCUGUUUCAUGCCUCAGCCUCCCUUUAAAGCCCCAGAACCCUGCUGCGUUUCACCCGAACCGAGAUGCGUCCUGAUACGCACGGAGACAUUGUCCGGACCCCGCGGGGGGAGGAGAAGGAGGAGGAGGAGAGGAGCAUGUAACCGGGAGAAACGCACCGGCGGCGGCGGCACCACCUGUCACCGCCUCUUCUGUCGUUAUCCUGCUCUGAUUUAGCCCUUCCUGAUGUGUUGACGGAGUUUGUAUUUUGUCGCAGUUUUGGAUCUUAUCUUCGGCAAAAUGAGCGAAGAAGCGUCCCAGGUUCCCAAAGAGCUGCUGGAGAGUGUGAGGGAUGCGGUGGGGAGGAAGGUGAAGUUGUCACUGAGGAAAAGAGUCAAACUGGAGAUCAAAGGAGACAAGAUGGAGAACAGAGUCCUGGCUCUGGCGGCUCACCGUGCCUACCUCCUAACAGCACGCAUUCCCGCCAAGGUGGAACACAACUUUAAUUAUCUGGAGAUCCAGGGAAUUGUGUGCAACAAGCCAACACAGCUGUUUGUAGAGUACGAGCGCGGCUCUUUUUCUGUGAAGCUGCCCUCCACCGAGGAGGUGAACGAGGUGGUCGCUCACAUAGGGAACUGUCUCCUGAGGAUAUGUCCUGGUCUACCCCCCAGUAAAGUGAUGAAGAAGCUCUCCGUGGAGCCUCUGGACAGGCUGACCGCUCUGCAGACUCUGUGGGAGAACAACAAGCCUGCAGAACCUGGACCCUGUGGUGGGUUUUCUCAGAUGUACAGGUGUGUGUGUGACUGGUUGGGCCUGCCUUACAGAGAGGAAGUGCAGUGGGAUGUUGACACCAUCUACUUGACACAAGACACCAGAGAGCUCAACCUGCAGGACUUCAGUCAUCUAGAGAACAGGGAUCUGGUCGCUAUUAUAGCCGUGCUGGAGUUCAACCAGUGGUUCACCAGGCUCUCCACCAAGGAUUACAAACUGUCUGCAGAUGUGUGUGAGCAGAUACUCCGGGUGGUGUCUCGAUCCAGUCGGCUGGAAGAGUUGGUUCUAGACAACGCGGGACUCAAAACGGACUUUGCCCAGAAGCUGGCUGCCGCUCUGGCCCACAACCCCAGCUCUGGACUCACCACCAUAAACCUCUCUAACAACCCUCUGGAGGACAGAGGUGUUUCCUCUCUGGGCGCCCAGUUUGCCAAACUUCGAAUGGGACUGAAGCAUUUAAACUUUUCCAAAACCUCUCUGUCACCCAAAGGGGUGAAUAGCCUUUGCCAGUCACUGAGUGCCAACCCAUCCAUCCCCAGCAGCCUGGUCCAUCUGGACCUCUCAGGGAACAUGCUCCGAGGAGACGACAUGCAGCAUUUCUACAACUUCCUGGGUCAACCCAACAGUCUGUCAACUCUUGACCUCUCCAGCACAGACUGCUCCUUGGAUCAGGUUUGCUCAGCUCUUCUGCGAGGCUCGGCCCGACACCUCUCUGUCCUCAACGUGUCAAAGAGCGUUUUCUCUCACAGGAAAGGCAAAGAGGUGCCUCCGUCUUUUAAGCAUUUCUUCAGCAGCGCCGAGUCUCUCAGCUCCAUCAACGUGUCUGGAACCAAGCUGCCUGCAGAGGCCCUCAAGGCGCUCCUCCUCGGCCUGGCUAGUAACCCCAGCCUGAAGGAAGUUUCUCUCGACCUCAGCUGCUGUGAGCUUGGCCAUUGUCUGAGGUCUGGAGGUUCUCAGAUCCUGGAGAGUUGUAUAGCUGAGAUCCCGAACAUCUCCAGUCUGGAUCUGUCUGAUAACGGCCUGGACUCUGAGCUGUCCACGCUGCUCGUUUGGCUGGCCAAGAACCGCUCCAUCAGACACUUGUCUCUGGGCAAGAACUUCACCAACAUCAAGUCAAAAAACCUCGCUCCCGUGUUGGACGGCCUGGUUCACAUGAUUCAAGAGGAGGAGUCGCCCCUCACCUCCCUGUCUUUGGCGGACUCCAGACUCAAAAGCGAUCUCUCCAUUGUUCUGAACGCCCUCGGCAGCAACUCCUCACUCACCAGGCUUGACAUCAGCGGGAACUCCAUGGGCGACAUGGGGGCUAAGAUGCUAGCAAAGGCACUGCAAAUCAACUCCAAACUCAGGACUAUAAUCUGGGAUAAGAACAACACCAGCCCUCAGGGUCUUCAGGAUGUAGCUGCUGCUCUGGAAAAGAACUUCACCAUUCGCUUUAUGCCCAUCCCCAUCAUCGAUGCCUCCCAGGCUCUGAAGGCAAGCCCAGAGAAAACGGAAGACGCUCUGCUGAAGAUUGAGAAUUAUUUGUACAGGAAUCAUGAAACUAGAAAAUACCUCCAGGAGCAGGCUUAUCGGCUCCAGCAAGGCAUCGUGACCACCACCACGCAGCAGGUGAUAGAUCGGAUUUGCGUGAAGGUCCAGGACCACCUGAACUCUCUGAAGAACUCAGAGACGGAUGCCGUCUUGGAGGACGUCAGAUCAGCGGAGAAUCUCAUUAAAGAUGCCAGGAACUCAAAAACGCUUCUCCCAAACCUUUACCACCUUGGAGCAGCAUCCAGAGAGGAGCUGAACAGCUCAUCAGUGGGUCCCAUCCAGGAGAAACUGGAGUCCAUGGCUGGAGAGGUGACCACGGUCAUGGAUCAGCAGCUGCAGACUCUGUUGGAGUCGAUGGUGGACACAGCAGAGUCUCUGUGUCCUCAUGUGAUGAAGAGGAGUAACCUUCGUCCAGAGCUGAUGAAGGCGAGCUCAGCCCGGAUGGUGGUACCGAAGAGCUUUGUCACGAACACCCUCCUGGAGCAGUCUGGGGUGGAUAUCAUCAACAAGAUCAGUGAGGUGAAGCUGAGUCUGGCGUCCUUUCUGUCUGAUCGCAUCGUUGAUGAGAUCCUGGAGGCUCUUUCUUCAUCGCAGCACAUCCUGGCGGACCAUCUGGUGCGACGAGGUCGCCCGCUGUUGCAGCGGGAAUCGGUGGAUCUGGAUGCACCGGAGGAGAAGAUACCCAAACGCGCUUCGACCGAGCUCCUGGAGGCAGAGAGGCUUGAGGAUCUGGAAACGUGUUUGACUCUGUGCUGCACCAGCAUGACUCCUAAAUCCAAAAGGAAAAGCAUACACAGCCGAAUGCUGCGGCCUGUGUCUCGUGCCUUUGAGAUGGAGUUUGACCUGGACAAGGCCCUUGAGGACGUACCAAUCCACGUAGAGGACACACUCGUGUCAUCCCAGACUCCACCCACUCAAUCCGUAUUUUCCCCCAAACAAGAUCAACGACCAUCAGGAGGGAUUGCAGAGCUGCCAUCAGAGGAGGAGAAGAAACUGCAGCAUUUCACCAAACUACGACCUCGGAGGAACAAAAAAACACACUCCAGUAAAGUAGCUCAACUCAACAGUGCUCAGUGUCAUGAUGGGGAACAAAAUGGUCUGAUGGGAAGGGUGGAUGAAGGAGUGGACGAGUUCUUCUCUAAAAAAGUUACUAAAAUGGAUUCCAAACGUUUCUUGAAAGGUUCAGAUUCUCAGGAUGGAGAGAAGAAAAAGAGUAAAGGCGGAUUUCUAAACCUCAUUAAGCGAUCGUCUAAAGCAGAUAAAUUAGAUAAAUCUGAGAAAAACCAGGCAGCUUCAGCAUCCUGUGCUACAUCCUCUGUAGCCUUGCCCUCAGGAUUCACCAUCCCCGAGGAGCCCUGUUCUCCAAAGGGGGCAGUUAAGAGCCCAGCUCCGGAACCAAAGUCCAGAGAUGCUUCCACUCGCUCACAGCACACAGACUACAGCAGCAGCUCCGACCGCUCCGAGGAACUCAGGACUCCCGACUCUAUAGACGAACCAUGGGAUGGUUCAGACGGCAAGGGGAGUCCUCAGGGAGGAAAACGGUACCCUGGGAUGCAGAUGAUGGGAAGUGGCCUGCUGGCAGAGAUGAAGGCCAAACAGGAGAGAAGAGCUUACAAGUCUUCCAGCCCUGACAGACCUGACAGCAAUGCAGCCAAGUCCCAUUCUACGACCACAGGGAGCAGGUCUCCCACGGGUUCCAUUAACAAAGCUGACACAGCUCCUCCAGAAAAGACCACAACACGUGGAGAAACCAAGCCUGAGACAGCCACUCGCCUCAGGGCUACGUCCUCCUCCAGUUCCCCAGCAGGACCAGCAACCCCCAAACCACCAGUACCACAAGGAGCAAAGCCUUCUCUGGCAGCUCGACCCUCCAUCCCACAGAAACCGAGGACCAGCAGAAGCAUAGAUGAGGGUUCAGACGCUUCCAGCGGUGGUCGGGUGUCUCCUAAAGUUCUCCCCUCCACACUGAAGAAGGCUGUCUCAGAGAAAGACAAGGACGCCAGUCCUCUAUCGGGAGUUUCCACCAAUAAAACCACUCAGGAAGUGAGGUCGACCUCAGAUGCUGUUCGGCGAUCCAGCACCAACUCUGAGGAUCAAAACUCCCUCAAAACCAAGGACAAAUGUCCAAACUCAGACAGGACAACACGCAAGAAGUCAUCAGACUCAGGGGAAGAGGCAGACAAAGACUUUAUUUUGAUAUGAAACCUCCCAUUCCUCUUUAGAAAGCAGCUAAAGGGGAAAUUAUGGUUUCAUUUCUAUCAGCGUCUGAACCUGCAGGUCACGUUUCACCACACAAGAAGAAAUUACACUUUAAUCAUUUGUUUUGAUUUGAUUCUGUGAUCGUUUUAACAAGUAUUGAGCCAAACCAAAACUAAUACUGUGCUAAAUCUCAUGAGAGCUUCCUCCUCCAUCAUUUAUCAGCCUUGUUCCUGCUCUCCUCUUCAGGAAAACACAGCCAUCAGGCGAGCAGGAAGGUUUGAGGAAACACCAGACGGACUGUGAACACAAGUGUAGAUGACCUAAUAAUCUGUGUUUUAGUUUGACCUCCUGCAGCCAUAGCCCGACACUCCAGGACCAAACCAGAGUACUUGAAGUUAAACAGGAACCAGUCAGAUUCUGCCAGGUGGGCGUGUGUCGGUUUACUCCUCCAGACUCCUGGUGACCCAACUCAUUAUGCAAAGUUUUUUUUUUUUUGCAGGAUUUUUCAGUGAGACCCUCAUUUCAGACUCCGAUCAGAGUUUUUUUUCGUAGUUUUCCUGUCUGAUGAACUCAGUUCAGCACUGAGUGCAAGGUGGAGUGUCCUAAUGACGUGUUUUUGUUUGAGAGGACUGACGUACGCCUGAUAAUCAAUAAGGCUUCGGCACUGUUAACAAACUCCUUGUGUUAAAUGCUUGUUUGUUUGUUUGUUUUUUGUCGGGUUUCAUUUAGAAAGGGAGUGUAGAAAAGUUAUUGUAAAGCAAUAUAUAGUUGAAAUGUUAUUUAUUUUGGAGCAUAUCUUUUGGUUGAAUGGAGAUUUAUUUAUUUUUUGAAAAUGAUGAGUGUCUAAUUUAUCCAGGAAGUUGAUGUUUAGAUGGUGUGCUGUCCGUCCAAUGACAGCAGGACACUGAAGGCACUCCAGCCUUGACACACUCCUCUUCCUCAGUUUAUUUAUUCUGUUUAGAUCCCGUUUCAUUUUCUCGGAGAAUACCGCACUUCUUUAACGUUCUGCUAGUCUUCAAACUUAUUAGGUAGCGAUGAAACUGAAGGUAGCUUUACUUCACAUCAACGUGGCCCUCAGGGUGAUUCCUCUAUUUUUUUUGUCUUUAUUUAUUUUAAAAAAUAAACAGAUGCCUGCUUCACACUGAUGUAUAAACUGCAACCAGAUCCUGAAAAUUGUGUGGAAAAACAACAAAUCGGAUGUGUCUGUUAGGAGCUUAUCAACUGAUUUGUUUCUCUAAAUGAUCAAAUAACACAAACUUAUUUAGUUUAGGACUAAAAUGCAACUUUUCUACUCUGUUACUGCUGCAUUCGUGUCCUAAUUUAGUUAAACCGACAAUGAAAAACUAUUAAAUCAAAAGUAAACAUCCCGAUAAAUUAAAGUGUUUAAAUUAAAACAUAAAUUGGUCACGUCAUACAACUUAUUAUGAACAGAUCUAAACAUUUUACUACUUUAGUGCCAAACUUUGCUCCAACAUUACGACCAAUUGGGAUGCAGCGUAUUUUCUACUGUAAAAACAAAAGUCUAACCCCAGUCAGGGUCAAAAGUGGUACUGGUGCAGCUUUCCUAGGCUGUGUUGUCUGUUGAUGUAUUUUCUAUGAAUUAAUGGUUAGAGUUUGCCUUCUUGUCACUAACCAUGUUUUACAAACACUAUUGUUUUUGUAUAUAGUCAGCCUGCCUCCAUCAUGGACUACUGCUGCAUCACGUUUUUUCUGUUAGUUCAGGAAACUACAAAUUAUUUUUAAAAGUGUUCUUCUAGCUUGCAUGUUGUUAAAAUCAAAUAUCGCGUGUUUGUUCUGUUUCGGCCCCUUCCUGGUGGACACACACUGCUGUUUUCUGCCACCAGAGGAGGGAAUUUAAAAAGCAUCAUGUGAGAGACUGGUUAUAACUUUUAAUUAAUCACCCGAUCAUCUGUUUGAGCUCAUUAUAGAAACAUGAAAAUGUCCCGUAGCAUUAAAUCCAGACCUGUUUGAGGACGUGACUGUGAGCUGAGCUGUUUGUAUAUAUGUGCUCUCAUACACGUAGGCGUGUGUGUGUUUAUGUGCGUGUAACAUAAGUGCACGUAACAUACGCACUGUGACAAACUCAUGUGAGCCUAUGGGAGUGCAGCAGGCCCUCUGUUGUUUGGGUCCUAAGUGAACUACUACGCUAGGAGUCGGCUUGUUUGAAACUAACAUCAGAUGAUGCUGUUUGUUGGUUUCCAUCUCAUCUGUACAUUGUGUCCAGAAAUGUACAAAUAAAUUAAUAUUGGUUUGUUA